UUUUCGACUUGUUGAGUCGGUUUAAGUAUAACCCGAUGAUAAUUAGUAUUUGAAAAAAAUCGGGAGGAUCUUCUUGAGGUAGAUUAGUGGUGUGAAAAAUCGUGGACCAAAUCGGAGAGGUCCAGGUCAUGGAUUACCCCGAUUUCGACUGGCAGAUCGAGCCCAUCCUCACUGUAGAAUCCAGCGAUUUCUCUUUGUAAUCAGUGAGAAAAAAAUUGCGCAGAUUGUUAUGGCAAUUGUAUCUUCUCAUUCGCUGCAGUAACUGUUAAUCCGUUCCUGCUUCCACUUUAUCAACACAGAGAGGGGAUAUUAUACGUGGGAGUGAUAUAUACAAACGACGCGGCAAGAGUACACCAGUAUGAAAUGAUAAUUCAGCAAGUGUCACACACAAACUGAUACAAUGGAAACAUUGUGGAUUACCGUUGUCAGUCUCUCGCUGAUAGUUGGUUAUAAAAUAUUCCAAAAAAUUUAUAACUACUAUCUAUGGCGGCGAAGAAUCAACGAAAUGCCGGGCCCCCAAGCACGGUUCCCAAUUAUCGGUGUGUCGUGGGAAAUUAUUAAUCUCAGGGAAGAAGAUCGCCUCCGAUGGUUUCACAAAAUAUCAAGUCGUUACGAAAAUGGAAUUUUCAAAAUAUGGAUUGGAGUUGAUCCAUUGGUCCAUAUCACAACACCUGAAUACGCUGAGAUCAUUCUCCGGAGUACAAAACAUAUCGACAAAUCGAUGGUGUAUGAAUACAUAGAGCCAUGGUUGGGAAAAGGUUUAUUGACAUCAUCAGGAGAAAAAUGGUUUCACGAUCGAAAAUUGAUAACACCGGCUUUUCAUUUUGGUAUUCUUGAGGAUUUCGCUGAGGUGAUUGUAGAAAAAGCUGCAAUAUUAAAUAAACGGUUGAGGGAGCAGGUACAAUUGCAUGGUCAGGAGCCAUUCGAUGUAUUCAAUAUGACUGGGAAAUGUGCACUGGAUAUUAUCUGUGAAACUGCAAUGGGUGUGAACGUCGAUGCCCAGAGCCAGGUUGAGAAUGAAUACAGUCGAGCUGUUGAAUGUAUAUCAAAAAACGUGGUGAAUCGCAUGAUGCGGCCCUGGUUGAAACUAGACUGGAUUUACUACCGGACAAAGGGGGGGAAACAAUUCAAGGCAGCUAUCGAAACAACGCAUAGGAGAAGUACGCAGGUGAUUGAGCAGAAAAGAGCUGAGAGACAAGAAAAGUCGACAAUCGUUGGUGAUAAUCAGGAUGCAAACGAAGAAAUAAAAACCAAGAAAAGGCGAGCAUUCUUGGAUUUAUUGCUCGAGGCCAGCGAAAAUACCGUAAGACCGUUAACUAUCGAAGAAAUACGAGAGCAAGUCAACACUUUUAUGUUUGCGGGUCAUGACACAACAGGGGCACUCAUGAGUUGGGCCUUAUUCUGCAUCGGAAAUGAUGAGAAAGUUCAGAGUAAAAUUCAUGAAGAGUUGGAUGAGGUUUUCGGUGACUCGGAUGAGCCAGUCACUACGAAACAAGUUCAUCAGUUGAAAUAUCUGGACAGAGUUAUAAAAGAAGUCCUGAGAAUGUUUCCGAGUGCAACAGCUGUCAGCCGAAGUUUGUCUGAGGAUUUACAAAUGGGUCCCUAUACGAUACCCGCAGGAUGUAUACUGACGUUGCAAAUUUAUCACCUCCAUCGUAAUCCAAAGCACUGGCCAAACCCAACGCACUUCGAUCCUGAUCGGUUUCUGCCGGAAAAUUCAACAAAUCGACAUCCGUAUAGUUGGAUACCUUUCAGUGGUGGUCCACGAAAUUGUAUUGGUCAGAAAUUUGCCUUACUGGAGGCUAAAAUUGUGCUGACCGAAAUAUUCCGAAAAUGGAGGGUUGAGAGUCGCGAUAAUCAUGAUAAUAUUAAGUUAUAUACAGCGAUUAUAUUGAGACCCUGUGAUGGCAUUUACAUGAACUUUUAUCCACGAAGUCGUUUGUAGCUAUCUCAUCCACGUGGGGCUCGAAAAUUUAGAUUUUUUCAAAUGAAUUUUGUGUAAACAAUUUGGGAAAAAUUGUGUAGUUAGAAUUAACGAAUGAUAUUUUAUUAUAAAUGAGUAAACAAUAGAAGUUGGUUGGGAGGAAUUUUCUUAAUGUGUUUAAUAAAAAUUCCUAAAACAAUUUAUAGACAUAUUAUUAAUUAAAAAUAAAUAGGUUAUUGAAUACAUUAUAACAAUAUCACGUAAUAACCAACGCUCUUGGCAUCCCUUCCAGGGUUCCAAAUUAUGAAAAUACUCGAUUUUCAACGCAAAUACUUCAACAACAAUUCAAGAUAGACGUAGCAACAAAUGUAUGCGAAAGAAUAAAUGAGAAUAAAAUAUCUACAAAAUA
Diachasmimorpha longicaudata is the source of this 2333-nucleotide messenger RNA. RefSeq names its product cytochrome P450 4C1-like. Gene Ontology annotation, molecular function: monooxygenase activity; iron ion binding; oxidoreductase activity, acting on paired donors, with incorporation or reduction of molecular oxygen. The coding region runs from base 401 to 1945 and encodes 514 amino acids. The transcript is spliced from 10 exons. The record is from RefSeq and is a predicted model, not a curated record. NCBI's taxonomy places the organism in Eukaryota, Metazoa, Arthropoda, Insecta, Hymenoptera, Braconidae.